UUCCAUAAAAAUAUUAAGCCGUAGUGUCAAAGUAUUACAUGUCCUGUCAAAAGCUUAUAUUCUUUAAAAUGUUUUUACAAGAACUACAUUAUAAAUCAAGACACUUAAAUCUCUUCGUCCGCGUUACUUACGACUGUCGUAAAAUUAGUUCCUGGAAUACGGCAAAAUGAAACACAUUGGAUUUGGACAGUAAUUGCCCCAUGCGAAAUGUGUUGGAUUUUACAAAUCGGAGAUCGACGAGCGUGUUCUUGCACAAUGACAGAUGGAGCAAAAUAAGAUUUCGACGUCAUGAUUUAUGAGAAGUUGGCUUAAUUCGGUAUUAGGCAUGUUCUUAAGAGUUUGCAAAAAUAACUUGGUAAGUUGUGCGAAAGGGCACGUACCACGGGUUAGUUUCAUUACAGCAACAAGAUCCCAACAUGUCUGGGGUUGUAAAGGAUCGUCUUUACUGUCGUGCUGUAAAAUACAAUCGACGCAUGCUACAACGGAGACAAAAUCGCUCCGAAGAUUGAAAACUAAGUUUUGUUGUCCUGGAUAUCGGCCCAGAUGUAUGCAAAUCCUCAACGACCUCACUUCAACUCUUGUAACAGGACAUGAUGCAUUUGUUAGGGACAAUUACGAGAGAGUUGUAGAGCCAGAUCUUCCAGCAAGUCUAGGAUAUUUUAAAACAGCUGUGACAAGGAAAUACUUUGAAAUGCAUAAACCAAAGCUCCAUAGCUGCAUUUACAGUUUUGAGAUACAAGCCUUGGCCCGUAUUUUAAGUGACGGGAUUAAUGCAGGAACAUUCUCCGGAUCAAAAGGAUACUGUACAACACCCAGAAAGCCAGAGGGACACAAAUAUUUGAAUAAAGAUGCAAGGGACACUGAAACGGCCCAACGUGCCUCUCCUUUUCCUCUAUCAAACGGGGGACAAUUUAAAGAGCUGUAUGAAAAUCCAUGGACGAUUCCCAAUAUCCUCUGCUUGGCUAGGAUUUUGCUGUCCCCUGUUCUGGGUUACUUGAUCAUGGAGGACUACUUCCAUGCAUCUCUUGGACUCUUUGUUUUGGCAGGAGCAACUGACUUACUGGAUGGCUACAUUGCUCGAAACUGGCCUAAUCAGAAGUCCGUUUUGGGAAGUGCUCUGGAUCCACUGGCUGAUAAGAUCCUUAUUAGUGUGUUGUACAUCAGUCUGACAUAUGCACAGCUCAUCCCAGUUCCACUCACUGCACUAGUGUUAUCCAGGGAUGUGGCCUUAAUUGCUGCAGUUUUUUAUGUCCGGUACAAAACAGUUCCUCCUCCAGUAACUCUGAGCAAGUUUUUCAACCCCUGCUACACUACUGCCCAGCUUAAGCCUACACUUAUAAGCAAGUUCAACACUGCUAUGCAGCUCUUUCUGGUGGCUGCAUCACUUGCUUCCCCAAUUUUCCACUACACUGACAGUGUUCUUUUGCAUUUGCUGUGGUAUGUCACUGCACUUACAACUGCAGCAUCUGGUUACAGCUACUAUCAUUAUGGCAGGAAAACUGUUGAAGUCUUGAACAACACAAAGUAAUUGUAUUGCCAGUGAUGUAACCAGACCUUGAUUCAUGGUGAAUAUGGCUAGAUAUUGUUUGAUUAACAAGUUUGUGUACAUACUGGAGACAUAUGAUGUAUUGUUUUCCUUGUAACUGUAAUUUUAAUACUUCAAAUUAUUUUGAUAUUUUGUUGUACAACAACUGUCUAAAAUAGUUUUCUGUAUAAAAAUUGACCUCAAACCCA
Messenger RNA from Electrophorus electricus (electric eel), 1734 nucleotides. RefSeq names its product cardiolipin synthase 1 (gene crls1). Lineage: Eukaryota; Metazoa; Chordata; Actinopteri; Gymnotiformes; Gymnotidae. Gene Ontology annotation, biological process: cardiolipin biosynthetic process. Gene Ontology annotation, cellular component: mitochondrion; membrane. The record is from RefSeq and is a predicted model, not a curated record. Gene Ontology annotation, molecular function: cardiolipin synthase (CMP-forming) activity.